UAUUCGUCUUUCUAUUAAGUGUUUGCUUAAGUUUAGUUAAAGUGUUUCAUUUUUUCCAAUAAUUAUUAAAAAAAAAAUAAAGCAAAAUAAAUUUUUAUUAUAAAGAAAAAUAAUAUAAAAAAGCAAUAAAUAUUAAUUUAAUUAAAUAAAGAAGAAAAAAGUGAUGUUUAUUAAAACAAUAGUUAAUUAACUACUACCGCCUUUUAACAUAUCGAAUUUAAUGCAUUUAUAUUUUCAAUUGUCUGUGCGACGGACUACUGACUGACUGAUCUCUGCUAAAAUUUCCUAAAAAGAUCACCGAAAGAGUUCAUACAUACAUAGAAAAAUAUGCCUCAGACAAAACGUAAUUUCUAUGAAAUACUUAAUGCCACCUCAAAUGCCACACUUGAGGAAUUGAAAUCAAAUUAUAAACAAUUGAUUUUACAAUAUCAUCCCGAUAAAUUGCAGCAGCAACAACAAUUGGAAAUUAAUCUGAAGAAAUUAGAAAUUAAUAAUGAACCUAAUAACGUAGAGUUUGUAGCCAUAACUGAGGCCUGGAAUUGUUUAAAAGACCCUGUAAAACGUAAACAAUAUGAUGCUGAACAAUUGUUAAAUAAAUUUCAUACGCAUAAUAAUAUUUACGCACACAUUAAAUUGAGUGAAAUGAAAAAACAACUAAAUACUGGAGACUACUACUUGCCAGAAGAAGAAAAUGAUGAUGAUGAUGAUGGAGAUGGAGAACACAGUCAGAAGGUAAAGGAAAGUGAGGAGGAAACAACUAAAUAUCUUUAUACAUAUGAUUGCCGUUGUGGCGGUCAAUAUAUUGUUGAUGAGUCAGCUGAACAAUAUUGCGGCAGAGCCGACAACAAUCAACAUCAUGAUAUACAAAUCAAAAGCAACCACGACAAUAACAAUGGUGUUGAUGAUGAUGACGCAGACAAAAGCACCCAAAACAACACAAAAAACAGCCCCAAUAUAGAGGAAAAUAAAAAGAAUGCUGAUGGUGGUGGUAGUAGUGGUAGUGGUGGCGGCAAUACUGCUGAUGGUAGUGUUGAAGGCGUUGUUUUCGUUCAACAACACCACAAUGAGGGUGAUGAGGCGGCAGCAGAGGAGGUUGACGACGAAGGCGGUGAAUUGAUUGUUGAGUGCAGUGAAUGUUCUUUAGUGAUAAUAUUGAAUGGCUGAAACAGCAACUUCUUUUUAUUUUAAUUUUUUGUUUGUUUUGUAAAAGAAAUCAAUUCUUUUAGUUUUUCGUUUUCUUUAAAAAUAAUAAAGAUUAAGCAAUUUUCUGCUGUUUUUUUUUUUUGCUUUA
Lucilia sericata (common green bottle fly) is the source of this 1291-nucleotide messenger RNA. RefSeq names its product CDC42 small effector protein homolog. Gene Ontology annotation, cellular component: plasma membrane. Bases 328 to 1164 code for a protein of 278 amino acids. The record is from RefSeq and is a predicted model, not a curated record. Gene Ontology annotation, biological process: regulation of Rho protein signal transduction; positive regulation of ATP-dependent activity. The transcript has 2 exons. NCBI's taxonomy places the organism in Eukaryota, Metazoa, Arthropoda, Insecta, Diptera, Calliphoridae. Gene Ontology annotation, molecular function: small GTPase binding; ATPase activator activity; ferrous iron binding.